AUGCAGCUGGCCUACCAGAGGCUGCCCUCACAGCUCAGGGCCAACUCCAGGCUCAAGAAGCUCACGGCUCUGCUGCUGACUGCGUAUGCCGUGAAAAAACUGUCUCCAGUCGUGUGGAGGAAGCUGCAGACAGCUGCAGGUUGCAAACCGAAGGGCGGGACUAAUCCCCUGGGGGGUGAGGUCAAUAGCUUGUCCAACUCCGAUCAGACCAAUCACUGCAAAGGCAAGAAGAAGAGGAGCAGGUCUCCCGCAGUGAACCGUGACUUCUUCCUGCGUCUUUGUCGUCUGUUGAAGCUGCUGUUUCCUCGCCUGCUCUGUCCAGAGGUUGGGUUGUUGGUCCUGCACUCGCUCACCCUGAUGACCAGAACCUUCCUCUCCAUCUACGUCGCAGCGCUCGACGGAGUGAUUGUGAAGUGUAUAGUCCAGAAAGAUCCUCAGGCCUUCUUACUGCAGCUGGGCAAGUGGCUUCUCGUUGCUGUUCCUGCUACAUUUAUCAAUAGUGCCAUCCGCUUCCUGGAGGGUCAGCUGAGCCUGAGCUUCAGAAGUCGACUUGUCAACCACGCUUAUCAGCUCUACUUCACCAACCAGACAUAUUAUCGUGUUUCUAACAUGGACGGACGCCUCUCGAACCCAGACCAGUCUCUGACAGAGGAUAUGAUGAUGUUCUCUGCCUCCGUGGCUCAUCUCUACUCUAACCUCACCAAACCCAUUCUGGACGUGGUGGUCACCUGCUACACGCUGCUGCACACUGCUCAGUCCAAAGGAGCAAACACCACGUGGCCCUCCAUCAUCGCAGGCCUGGUGGUGGCGCUCACGGCCAAAGUGCUGCGCUCUUGCUCCCCUCGUUUUGGUAAACUAGUGGCAGAAGAGGCCAAGAGAAAAGGAGACCUGAGAUACAUGCACUCCCGGAUCAUUGCCAACUCAGAGGAGAUCGCUUUUUACGGAGGGCAUAAGGUGGAGAUGUCGCAGCUGCAGAGGAGCUACAGCUCUCUGUCCUCUCAGAUCCAUCAGAUCCUGCUGAAGAGACUGUGGUACGUGAUGCUGGAGCAGUUUCUCAUGAAGUAUGUGUGGAGCGCCUCGGGGCUUGUCAUGGUCGCUGUUCCCAUCAUCACGGCCACAGGGUACCGCGAGAAUGACUCUGAGGAGGUGAAGCAGGCGGCCAUCUUGAUGAAGGAGGAGGAGCUGGUGAGUGAGAGGACUCAGGCGUUCACUACGGCGAGGAACCUCCUGAACUCCGCCGCUGACGCCGUGGAGCGCAUCAUGAGCUCCUACAAAGAGGUGACUGAGCUGGCUGGUUACACCUCCCGAGUGUCUGAGAUGCUGGAUGUGUUUGAAGACGUUAAAAAUGGAGUUUACAAAAGGUCGUCCGAUGCAGAGGAGCAGAGGCCGAGUGCAGAGGAGCAGACUGUGGUGAAGCACGGUCACAGGGUCAGCCAGCUGCACAUUCGAGGUGAGGUGUUUACUACGGAGAAGGGAAUCCGCUGUGUGAACCUGCCGAUCAUCACGCCCACAGGAGAUGUGGUGGUGUCCAGCCUCAACAUACAGUUUGAGCAAGGCAUGAAUGUCCUGAUCACGGGUCCAAAUGGCUGUGGGAAGUCCUCUCUCUUCAGGAUCUUGUCUGGACUGUGGCCAGUCUAUGGAGGAGCACUGUACAGACCUGAGCCAGAGCACAUGUUCUAUAUACCACAACGCCCGUACAUGUCGGAGGGCACUCUGAGGGAGCAGGUGAUCUACCCAGACUCUGUGGAGGACAUGGGGCGCAGAGGUGUUUCAGACUCGGACCUGGAGAACAUCCUCCGGACCGUCCACCUUCUCUACAUUCUAGACCGAGAGGGCGGCUGGGCGGCUGUGAGCGACUGGAAGGAUGUGUUGUCUGGAGGAGAAAAGCAGAGGAUGGGCAUGGCUCGCAUGUUCUAUCAUCGACCCAGAUACGCUCUCCUGGACGAGUGCACCAGCGCUGUCAGCAUCGAUGUGGAGGGCAGCAUUUUUGAGGCCGCAAAGGAUGCUGGGAUAGCUCUGCUGUCAAUUACACACAGACCCUCGCUGUGGAAGUACCACUCUCACCUUUUGCAGUUCGAUGGUGAGGGCGGCUGGAAGUUCGUGCCUCUCGACGCCUCCACUCGUCUGUCUCUGCAGGAGGAGAAGCAGCGACUGGAGACGUCUCUGUCCGGAGUGCCCAAAAUGCAGCAGCGGCUGGCAGAGCUGUGCGUCCUGUUAGGGGAGAAGGAUGGGGAAGAGGCGGAGGAGGUGGCAGAGCGGGGGUGUGGGGGUGUGGUGGUGGGAGCAGCGGGGCGGGGUCUCCUCUCUCUGUGUGGGACCUGUUGUAGUGAAAACAGUCACGGAUCGUCCGCGGUCGUGGACGUACAGCUCGCGCUCAUCCCGGUCCCGUGGAGCACCGCACGGACGCCAGUGAUCUCCUGA
This is a messenger RNA of Knipowitschia caucasica, 2421 nucleotides long. The record is from the annotation of a GenBank genome assembly. Lineage: Eukaryota; Metazoa; Chordata; Actinopteri; Gobiiformes; Gobiidae.